CCUCGUGACGCGCGGGAGCCGCCGCCGCCCAUUGGGCGCCCCCCAAAAAAACGUCCCCAAAUGUCCCCAAACGUCCCCACCCCGGGGGUGGCACCCGGGGGGGCCCCGAGCGGGGGGACAGCGCUUCCCAGUUCGCCCCAGUUCCUCCCAGUUCCUCCCAGUUCAUCCCAGUUCAUCCCAGUCCAUCCCAGUCCGCGAUGCUGCCGCUGCUGCUGGCGGCGCUCGGAGCGCCCGGAGCAGCCCCUUUCGUCCUGCAGGUGGCCUCCUGGUGCUCGCUGGCCACCAACGGCUCCCUGGUGGCCACCAACGACUCGCAGUGGCUGCGGGUGGCGCUGUCGCAGCAGCCGCUGCUCUGCGGGGACCUGCGGGGACCCCGAGCCCGGCCCUGCCCCGGCCAGGGGGGACCCCUGGUGGCACUUGGGGACAACCUGGCGCGGGUCCUGCAGCGGGACCCCCGCUGGGGGCGGCGGCUGAGCCAGAGGCUGGGAGUGUGCAGGGAGCUGCCGCCGAGGGUGUGGCCGCCCGCCAGCGCUCCUCCACGGCUCCGCAUCGUCCCCGAGCGCUCGGGCCCCGCUCUGACCCUCACCUGCCACGCGUGGGGCUUCACCCCCGCCGAUGUCACCCUGCGGUGGCUGCGGGACGGGGACGCGGUGGGGGAUGGGCGGGCGUGGCCGCGGCCGCUGCCCGCGGGCGACGGAACCUUCCGGGCCCAGGUGACGAUCCCGGUGGGACCGGAGACCGGGGACACCUGGGAGUGCCUGGCCCUGCACCCCAGCCUGGAGGAGCCCGUCAGCGUCAGCUGGGCCCCGGGAAUGUCCCCGCGCCUGUCGCUGCUGGUGGCGCUGGCGGUGCUGGCGCUGGGGGCGGGGCUGCUGCUCCUCACCCUCGGCCUCCGCCGCUACCUGCGCCCAGGUUCUACUUUCCUCCCUGGCAGAGCCCGCGCAGGUUACACUCCACUCCCAGGUGACACCUACACAGGUGAAAUCUGAGGAACCUCCAGGACGGUGACAGCGACAGGCCCCAAAAAUCCCAAAAUUCACCCCAAAAAUCCCCUAAAAAAACCAAAAAUCCCUCCCCAAAUUUAGCCCAAAAAAUCCCAUUAAAACCCUCUAAAAUUCCUCAAAAAUCCGAAUAAAAACCUCCAAAAAUGUAAAAAAAAAUUCACUUAAAAUCCCCAAAAUAAUUUUCCCCCAAAUUCCCAAAUUCCAUUUGAAAAACCCCAAAAAAUCCCUAAAAAUUCCUCCCCAGAAAUCCCAUUAAAACCCAAAAAAAUCCCCCCAAAUUCCCCCUAAAAUCUCCCGAAAUUCCCCAUAAAAUCCCCAAAAAUCCCUCAAAAAUCUCC
This is a messenger RNA of Oenanthe melanoleuca, 1342 nucleotides long. Its product is annotated as HLA class II histocompatibility antigen, DM beta chain. The transcript is spliced from 7 exons. The record is from RefSeq and is a predicted model, not a curated record. Gene Ontology annotation, molecular function: MHC class II protein complex binding. Lineage: Eukaryota; Metazoa; Chordata; Aves; Passeriformes; Muscicapidae. Gene Ontology annotation, cellular component: MHC class II protein complex; membrane. The coding region runs from base 198 to 989 and encodes 263 amino acids. Gene Ontology annotation, biological process: peptide antigen assembly with MHC class II protein complex; immune response; positive regulation of T cell activation.